AAAAUCUAAGUCUAUCAAAUUAAUAUAGAGCAUUCAUUAUAUAACAAGGUAACAAUGCAAGAUCCAAAAGGAUAUCAACAAGUCAACAAUUUGCAAAGCAGAGAUCUUGUAGAUAUAUUAAAAGAAAAUCCAUUUAAAUGGAAACAGAAAAACGCAAGAAUCAUGGACAUAGGUUGCGGCGAUGGAAGCGCCACUACGGGUCUUUGGACAAAGUAUAUUCCGGAGAAUUAUAUGACGAUAAUCGGAAGUGACAAAAGUCAGGCAUGUGUAAACUUUGCAAAGAAGAAUUACGAGAGUGAAAGAAUUAAAUUCAUAACGCUUAAUAUAGAAGAUGAGAUACCCAGUGAACUGAAAGGAUGUUUUGACCACGUGGUCUCAAACUACACGUUUAUGUGGGUGCAACAGCAAAAGAAGGCCUUCUCCAAUAUAUACAGCAUGCUGGUAAAAGACGGCAACUGCCUGUUAAUAUUCCUUGCCACUUGCAACACUUACGAGAAUUAUAUUAAACUUUCGAGAACUUCAAAAUGGAAUCCCUAUCUUAAAGAUGUUAAGACCAAGUUUAUAUCACCCUAUCAUGAAUCACAGGCAAGUACUAAUAGCAACAUACAUAAGCUAAGCGAACAAGAAGUGCCCCCAACGAUAGAUUUGCAGCCGUAUUCGAACAAUGAGAUACGUCAAAUACUAGAUAUUGAAACGAUAUGGAUUGGAUAUGAUCCAAAAUCCGAAAUCAGAAGACUGAUGAAGAAAAUUGGUUACAGACAUAUUAAAAUUCAAGUGCAAAAUCGUUCCUUUGAUUUUCUACGCGGUAUAGAAGAGUUUAAAGACAUGAUGAAAUCCUUCAAUCCCUUCGACGGCCUAGAGGAAAAAUGGGAUGAGUUCAUGGACGAUUAUGUGAAGGUAGAUCCCAAUGCGGGAACGUUCAUAUAUAAGCUGUUGGUUGUUUCAGGGAUGAAAUGA
Messenger RNA from Cydia splendana, 957 nucleotides. RefSeq names its product juvenile hormone acid O-methyltransferase-like. The transcript is spliced from 5 exons. The coding region runs from base 55 to 957 and encodes 300 amino acids. Lineage: Eukaryota; Metazoa; Arthropoda; Insecta; Lepidoptera; Tortricidae. The record is from RefSeq and is a predicted model, not a curated record.